Molecule: messenger RNA, 1385 nt
Organism: Suncus etruscus (white-toothed pygmy shrew)
Lineage: Eukaryota; Metazoa; Chordata; Mammalia; Eulipotyphla; Soricidae
Gene: MYD88
Product: MYD88 innate immune signal transduction adaptor
Exons: 5
Coding region: 1-876 (291 amino acids)
Biological process (GO): innate immune response; defense response to Gram-positive bacterium; MyD88-dependent toll-like receptor signaling pathway
Cellular component (GO): plasma membrane
Molecular function (GO): TIR domain binding; Toll-like receptor binding
Source: RefSeq, a predicted model, not a curated record
AUGGCGACGGGGGACCCGGACCCCGGGGCGCCCCAGGCCGCCCUGCCGCUGGCCGCGCUCAACGUGCGGGUGCGGCGGCGCCUGUCGCUGUUCCUCAACGUGGCGGCGCCCGUGGCGGCCGACUGGACGGCGCUGGCCGAGGAGCUGGGCUUCGAGUACCUGGAGAUCCGCCAGCUGGAGGCGCUCGGGGACCCCACGGGCCGCCUGCUGGACGCCUGGCAGGGCCGCCCGGGCGCCUCGGUGGGCCGCCUGCUCGAGCUGCUCGCCAAGCUGGGCCGCGACGACGUGCUGCUGGAGCUGGGGCCCAGCAUCGAGGAAGAUUGCAAGAAGUAUAUUCUGAAGCAGCAGCAGGAGGAGAAUGAGAAGCCCCUCCAGGUGUCCGCUGUGGAGAGCAGCGACUCCCGCUGGGCAGAGCUGGCGGGCAUCACCACCCUGGAUGACCCUCUAGGGCAGGCGCCUGAGCUUUUCGAUGCUUUCAUCUGCUACUGCCCCAGCGACAUCCAGUUUGUCCAGGAGAUGAUCCAGCAGCUGGAGCAGACCAACUACCGGCUGAAGCUGUGUGUGUCCGACCGAGACGUGCUGCCCGGCACCUGCGUUUGGUCCAUCGCCAGCGAGCUCAUUGAGAAGAGGUGCCGCCGGGUGGUGGUCGUCGUCUCGGACGAUUAUUUGCAGAGCAAGGAAUGUGACUUCCAGACCAAGUUUGCGCUCAGCCUCUCUCCAGGCGCCCACCAGAAGCGACUGAUCCCCAUCAAGUACAAGGCCAUGAAGAAGGAGUUCCCCAGCAUCCUGCGCUUCAUCACUGUCUGCGACUAUACCAAUCCUUGCACCAAGUCUUGGUUCUGGACUCGCCUCGCCAAGGCCCUCUCCAUGCCCUAAAGCUGGCGCUGGGCCCUUGGGGGCCCUUGGGGGUGCAGGAGUGUCAGCAUGGCUUUGCGGAGAGGCUCUACCUCUCAGAGAUCUGCACCCAUUGACCCUCCCUGGGUGCCAUCAUGCCCCAGGUCCUGCAUAUCCUAUGGCUGUGAAUAUCCUAUGGCCACUUGCCAGUCAGGACUAUGCCAUCUGGCUUUAAGAGGAGGACAGCAAGACUCAGUGCCUCAAUCUGAAAACUGCAUAAUAUGAAGAGAACUGACAAGUGCUGUUCAGCUUUCUGUGGAAAAUGGCAGAGUCACUGUUCCUGGGGGCACCAGUCUUGCCCUAGAGCAAGUUGACCGCUAACCUAAAGGCUGGCCACUACCAGCACAGGGCACUGACUGCAGCUUCCACCACAGUGGUGCCUUGGGAUGCCGCAGAGGCCUCUUGCCCACCUCAACUCCCUUUCUCUCCUGUCCAGUGGCCCAGCCCAGGGGUCCCUGGUUUCCCAAUAGGUCUAGCUCAUAUAUGACUGA